AUGGAAAAUGAAAAGCCUCCUCCGCUUCCACCGCGCCGCAACGCAUCGCCCCUACUGGCGCCAGCCAAACCUGAGCUUAAGAAGACAUCUUCAUGGGAUGAAAUAUUCGCCCCCUUGGCGACCACAUCUCCUUUGCCUCUCACCAACCUGAGCUCAGAGAAUAACCGUUCUCAGGCUGGUGAGGAUUCCGUGCCGAAAUCUCCUCCACUUUUGGCCAAAAAAUUAUCCAGUCUAUCUUCCCCUGACAAUGGUUCAAAAGGAAUUGCCUCUCCCGCCUCGACAGAAGAAAUCAAACCCGGGAAGAUAUGGACUUCAGUACUGCUGGAAGAAGAGCAGUAUAUCGAACGCAUGAACAAGUUUACGAACAUAUUCUACGGGGUCGUCAUCAAGGAAUGGCCGGUCUUAGAAAAACACAUGGAGGCUAUUGUUCUAGCCAGACAGCUUGCGCCAUUGCAUCAAGAGUAUAUCCUUGAUGUUGUCAAAGCGCAGACUCAACAGAACCCGUUCGCUGUCUGCGAUCCUCGUCUCUUCGCAACAUGGGCCAGCAAAACAUACAAGGUACUCAAAGAAUAUUCACGACGGUUUCCUCACGCUUUAUAUGCGCUUCGCCUCACCCAGAGUCGCGAUAAGAAAUUCGGUCCCUGCAUUGAGACAAUCGGUUUGAAUCUGACCAAGGCUGGCCAGAGCUGGGAAGACCAUCUUGUGUUACCCAUUGCACAGCUCGAUACGUAUAUCACAAAGCUGCAAGGUAUAGCUCAAUGGUUGGAUGAGGGUUCGGCCCCUAUUCUCACUAAAGAACAAUCACGUGUCAAGGCGACCCUUGAAACCCUUCAACGCCUCAAAACACAAUGUUCCGACUUGGCCGAUAAGUCUAUUAGCCAGGAGGAAAUACAAAGUUUACAUCGGAAAGUGCACACAGUCGACACAAGUCUUGUAGAUGUACUGGAACUCUCUUCGCCAGACCGUCGCAUUGUGUACCAUGGCUCGACUGCACUCAAGCUCAAUAACCGUGGCCCAUGGAAGCCUAUGCAGGUCGUUUUACUUGACAACUAUAUCUUCUGGGGAAAGCUCAAGUCCACGAAGGACACAAACCAUAAGGGGAUGAUGAUCGACAGUAUUCGGGUGAUCGAAAAGCCUGUGCCUGUAACUCAGAUAGCUAUCAGACUACCUCUGGACUCAACCAAGACUCGCACAUCCUCUUAUCUGGACGAAUUGCCUCGAGGAGUAAUAUUGUAUGAGCUUUUCGUUGACAUCAACGUAAAGCCAGGAAGCUUCACAACGCUCACAAUAGGGACUUUUUCGUACGAAGAGAGGAGCAAUUGGUACCAGAAGCUGAGUGAGGUAGCUGGCACGAAGUCCCCACAAAUCCCUGAGUGA
Messenger RNA from Paraphaeosphaeria sporulosa, 1377 nucleotides. RefSeq lists its product as uncharacterized. Gene Ontology annotation, molecular function: guanyl-nucleotide exchange factor activity. The record is from RefSeq and is a predicted model, not a curated record. Bases 1 to 1377 code for a protein of 458 amino acids. The transcript is spliced from 2 exons. NCBI's taxonomy places the organism in Eukaryota, Fungi, Ascomycota, Dothideomycetes, Pleosporales, Didymosphaeriaceae.